AUGUCGUCGCCUGGUACACAUUUAACCCCAGGCAAUAAUACCGAAGCACGGAAAUUGACGCGUCAAGUCAACGAGGAACUUUCCAAAAUAUGCGUCGAGAACAAAAAGCGGUUCAUGUUCUUCGCCUCGCUCCCUUUGCCCGAUAUCGAAGGUUCACUGGCCGAGAUUGACCAUGCGCUGGAUAAUCUAGGUGCGAUCGGAUUUCAGAUAUUGACCAAUUCUCAUGGAAUAUAUCCCGGGGAUGAACGACUGAAGCCGAUUUUCGAGAAAUUGAAUCAGCGCGCUACCAUUGCUUUCUUUCAUCCAACCAGCUGCAAUAUUCAAAACAUCAACAAUGGCUCAGUGGAGCAUGUAACUCCGAUGCAUGGAGUGCCCAGUCCGGUCAUGGAAUUCAUGUUUGACACAAGCCGUGCUCUGGCUAGUCUCUUGACCUCUGGAACAGUGGCUAGAUGCCCCAAGAUCAGAUACAUCGUCUGUCAUUGCGGAGCAGCUUUCCCACCCCUUGUUUCACGUAUCGCUGAAUUUUCCGCAUUCCUCUUGGGGAAAUCGAUUACGGAAGACGAGAUUAAACAGCUCCUGCAAAAUCAUUUUUUCAUAGAUCUUGCUGGGGUUCCAUUUCCCGACCAGAUUCAUGGUAUACUGCGAUUGGUAGAUUCAUCCAGGUUACUAUAUGGAAGUGAUUACCCAUAUACUCCAGCACCCUUAGCUGAAAGCCUUGCUAAGAGGCUUGACGAAGGACUAGGGGCUAUAUUUGAUUCUCAGACGAGUAGACGGAUUGUAUUCCAGAAUGCCCAGGAUCUGAUUUCUUCAAAGGGGCCUACAUUUUGA
Penicillium waksmanii is the source of this 828-nucleotide messenger RNA. RefSeq names its product amidohydrolase family protein. Gene Ontology annotation, biological process: secondary metabolic process. The transcript has a single exon. NCBI's taxonomy places the organism in Eukaryota, Fungi, Ascomycota, Eurotiomycetes, Eurotiales, Aspergillaceae. Gene Ontology annotation, cellular component: cytosol; cytoplasm. The coding region runs from base 1 to 828 and encodes 275 amino acids. Gene Ontology annotation, molecular function: carboxy-lyase activity; hydrolase activity. The record is from RefSeq and is a predicted model, not a curated record.